ACAGGUGCUCGGAGCGUGUAGGCGCGCGUGUUCAGGCAGGAGCCAGUGGCAAGGCCCGGCACUCGGGGGUGCAGUGAGUUCUAGCACUAGUGUGUGAGUUCUAGCACCGUGUGGGACUAUGGUGGAAACUGUUUACGUCUGAUUGUGUUUGAUCUGCUAUUUCUAGACAUGCCCCGGUUCAAGGCAAAUGGAACUCAAUGCAGUCAAUUAGCUGGCGUCAAGUGGGCAACGUGCUACAAAUAUUACACCUAAUUUUAUAUUAGCCUAUUAGUGUGUUCAAAGCGGCUUCAAGACAGGGAGAAUUGUGGGUUAAUGUUAUCCAGGUACUGUGGAUAUCGUGUCUGCUCUGGAUAAGGUGGAUACAUUGUGUGGACGGGAAUAAUGUGCUUGAGUUACAGUGGAUCUAGUGUGUUACCAAGCAAGGUGGAUAUUUUCUGUGGAGAGGGUGACGGAUUGUGAACAGCUUUAGAUCGGAGCAUAAAUAAACCGUGCAGGCAGCGGACGAGGCCCAGUCGAGGGUGCCAGACUCGCAGAACACAGGUGGUCAGCAUGAGUGGCAGGAAGCCGUUCCACAGAAAUGGGGCGACGCCGGAGUUUAACAUCGCUCUCAUUGGUGCACUGGGCGUCGGGAAAUCAGCUCUGACGGUCAAGUACAUCACGAGGAGGUUCAUCAUGGAAUACGAUCCUGAUUUAGAGGGCACGUACACAAAACACGAGGACCUGGACGGUCAAGAUAUCAUCGUCCACAUCAUGGACACAUGUGAUAAGGAGGACUGUGACCCAAGCAGAUACUUGAAGUGGGCCGACGCAUUUUUGAUAGUUUACAGUAUAACCAACAGACAGACCUAUGACGUGGCCAAGGAGUACAUGGAGAGUAUUUCUAUCUACCUCAAAGGUCAAGGCCGAGAAUGCCCACUAGCUCUCGUGGGCAAUAAAAUAGAUUUGGAACGUUACAGACAGGUGAAUAAAUCUGAAGGAGCGUCCCUAGCAACCGAGUACGACUCUGUGUUCUACGAGACGACAGCGACGGAAGAGUACGAGCUAGUGGAGAAGGUCUUCCACCGGCUGAUCCAGGAGGCCCACCACGACAAGUACGGUCACAUCAUGCAGCCCGUCUACAUAGCAGACGACCGUCAGGCCCACUGGGGGCCCCAGCAGCAGGCCCAGUCCCAGAUGACCCUACAACGGAGACCCAAGUCUCCCAAAGGCGCCACGGACAAAAAGGACGAGAAAAUACAACAAAAGAAAACUUUGAACAAAUUCUUCAAAAUUUUCAAUUAACAUCAACUUUUUGCCGUAUGGCAAAACUAAGUAACGAUGGAUAGCAAUUGCCAAAGUUUAUUUAUAGAAGAAAAUUGCUAGGCUCAGUGUAUAUUAUUAACAUUUCUAUUUAUAUCAACAUAUCAUUUGGUGAAUGUGUACAAAGCGAGAACUCGGUAUGUAGACUACACAUUUUUUACCGCUGUACUCAGAAAUUGCACAUGUUCACGAUUUUUAAGUACUUUAACUUUUAGGCGGAUUCUUAGCUAGUGUGGACGAUAAUAUUUCUAGAACAUUUUCAUCGAAUCCAUAGAGAAUUGAUCUCUACCUGGGAGCAAAUAUCGCUGUUGCAUUUACUGGUGUAGACCUGAACAGUCUCUUCACCUGUCGUUACGGUGCUGGGGAAAAUGUUUGCUCUAAACACAAAUAGCGAAACACGUUUGGAAUGGGAACCGUGUGACAUUUCACGACAUCUUCAUAACAUGACAUAUGUCAACAGAUGUCAGCUGAUCAGCUAAAAUAUCAAAGCGUUUUCAGCCGAUCCUAAGGGAGGUAGGUAGCUGACAUUUAACACGCAGCAAAAAUGUCAAUGGAUUAGGGAAAAAACGUUUCCAUUCACGUGCUUCAGAUAGCAUUGUUUAGCAGUGCUAGGAGCUCCUUUUUCACGUGCAUUGUGAGCGUGUGAGUUAAACUCAUAUUUCAUGCCAUAUAAUAUUUCAUUUGAGAUUUAUCCUAAAAAUAUGAGUAACAUUUUUUGUUCAUGCGGAAUGUUUCUAAAAUAUGGUCACGUACGCAUUAGUGCUACCACCCUAGCCACACGUAAAAAUUAGUGCUUGCCACACGUACGCGUAAGUGCUACAUACACAUUAGUGCUACCAUCUAGCCACACAUACACGUAAGUG
This is a messenger RNA of Physella acuta, 2162 nucleotides long. RefSeq names its product ras-like protein family member 12. Gene Ontology annotation, molecular function: GTPase activity; GTP binding. The record is from RefSeq and is a predicted model, not a curated record. NCBI's taxonomy places the organism in Eukaryota, Metazoa, Mollusca, Gastropoda, Physidae.